CAUUACUGCCAGCCUUCUCAUAUUAGUUUUUCCAUAGGAGAUAAAUUUGGAUAAAUUUGAGGAUAAAGGUGGUUCACACGGAACUUACAGCGUCGCUCAGCCAGGUCUCGAUGAGCAUGAAACAGGAUGGACUGUGGCAUUUAGGCAGAGCAGAAUUUUGUGGCAAAAUCCCCGAAGAAAACCUACUGGGAUGUGGUAAGGAACUUUGAAAGUGCGCCUGGCGAUUGCUGAAAAAGCCCUAAAAUGUGAAGAACAUGAUGUAAAUCUGCCACUGAGUGAACACAAUGAACCUUGGUUUAUGCGUUUAAAUUCAUCUGGAGAAGUACCUGUCCUUAUCCAUGGGGAAAAUAUUAUUUGUGAGGCAACACAGAUUAUUGAUUAUCUUGAAGCAACAUUUGUAGAUGAAGAAGUACCAAGAUUAAUGCCAGAAGAAGGGAGCAUGUAUUAUCCCAGGGUGCAGCAUUAUAGAGAGCUUUUAGACUCCUUGCCUAUGGAUGCCUACACUCAUGGCUGCAUCCUACACCCUGAAUUAACAGUGGAUUCCAUGAUUCCAGCCUAUGCUACAACCAGAAUUCGUAGCCAAAUAAGUAAUACGGAAUCAGAAUUGAAGAAACUUGCGGAAGAAAAUCCAGACCUUCAAGAUGCCUACAUAGCAAAACAGAAGCGCCUUAAAUCUAAACUGCUGGAUCAUGAUAAUAUAAAGUACCUAAAGAAAAUACUGGAUGAACUGGAAAAAGUUUUGGAUCAGGUUGAAACUGAGUUGCAGAGGCGAAAUGAGGAAACACCAGAAGAUGGGAAUCAGCCUUGGCUCUGUGGUGAAUUCUUCAGUUUGGCAGAUGUAUCACUUGCUGUCACAUUACAUCGCUUGAAGUUUCUGGGAUUAGCAAGAAGAAACUGGGGAAACGGAAAACGACCCAACUUGGAAGCCUAUUAUGAGCGUGUCCUGAAGAGAAAAGCAUUUUACAAAGUUUUAGGACAUGUCAACAAUAUAUUAAUCUCAGCAGUUCUGCCAACUGCAUUCCGUGUGGCGAAGAAAAGAGCGCCCAAAGUUCUUGGCACCACCCUGUUGGUUGGCAUGCUAGCAGGAGUGGGUUAUUUUGCUUUCAUGUGUCUUCGAAAGAGGUUUGCCAACAUGAUGUUAUCAAUUAGAACCAGACAAAAUUAUUUUUAGACUUGUCCGUCCCUGAUGGUAGGUGGAGGUCAUCUCUAGCCCCCAGGAAGAUAUCAAAAAUAAGCGUUUAAGAAAGGUUAUGUCCGUGAAUUAGAACACUGUCUCACAAUGAUCGUCUCCUGCUUUUGAAUAAUUGAAUUGGCAAUACUGAUGUAUUUGUGGAAAACAGAUAGUGAGGGCACAACAAAAAAAGGAGAUACUUUCUUUUCAAGUGAGGAGCUAUAAAGGCUGUGACAGUACUUUGUUGAAGUGAUUAUUGUUUCUGUCUUGUUUACCCAAUGGCUGACCUAAUUUUAAUGUUUUUAUUUAAUAGAUACUUUUGUCACAAUGUGACAGCUUUUCACUGCUGGUGAAAUGCGUUAGUGUGCAGAAACCAGCGCUGUUGAAUCACUGAAAGUAGCACUUAAGUUUAAAUGUUUAGAGAGGGAUGUAAGUGGGACAUAGGCUUUGUGCCUGUCAUGUAUAUGGGAGUGAGUGUCUCUGUACUGAUUAAUGUCUAUUGAUUUACAGAUGAUCCAUUAUGAAUGUGUUAAAAAGUAGCCCAAUAGAGCCACUUUUUCAUUUUUGUUCACGCAGUAGUACAGGAAGAGACUUGCAGUACAUGUAAGUAUCAGUGAUUUGUGGGCCACAUAAGUGAAAUUUUGCCAAAAAAUAAGGAACUGACAAAUUCUGAACUUCUAUUGACUUACAAAUGGGAGUAAAAAACCUGACACUUGUCUUUUGAAAAUCUCUUGGAUAGCCUCUGACCCACUCAGAUAGCCAGUUCAGCUACAAACCCGGACUGAGUCAUAACAAACUCAAUGUCCUUUUCCUGCUUUCCUUCCCAUCAGCUCCUUCUAUCUUUUGCACUUGUGGUGGCUUAGUACAGUUAUCUCCAUAUUAGUGUCCCAUGUACCCAUCCUUGUUUCAGCUCUGAGCACUGGCUCUUUUUUGCGCACAACUUUUUUUUUUUUGCGUUAGCAGUCACACGUGCCUCUGUGAAAUGUUUGUCCACAUUGUGCCACAGACAAUUAGAAAAUAUAUGCAGAAAAAUGCCUUUUGUGAAAGUAAUUUAAAACAGUUCACUGUCUUUGAAUCUGGUUAGGGAGCCUAAGCUAAAACUGAAACAGCUACUUAGACUCUGUUUACUAAUGGUGAGGUAUCAUAAUGGUGAAAACAAGUAAAAAACAUAGGGCAGGUUGGAGACAGAAGAUAAGUACUGCAGAUGUUUUUCUUUAAAGCCACAAUCUUACAGCUUGUAGGAAAAAUAUAUAAAAGCACUUUGAUGCUUUCCACUGUUCAGUAGAUGAUGAGUUUUAUUGUUGUAUUUAAACUUAGAAUCUGUUUCAAUGAGAGAUGCACGUUUCACUGAAAGUAGAUUUUGAGUCAUUUUGCAGACACACAAAAUCAGGAACGGCUGAAAAUCGGAUCACAGACUAACAGGAUUUUGUGUUCUUUCAUGAAUGUCUGAAAAGCUCAGAAUUUUGAUUACAAGUUGUAGAUAACUACAGCAAGCAAAGUGUAGCUCUAAAUGUUUGCCUGUCACCAACCAGUGCCUGCAGACCUAAGCAUAUUUUCGAUCUGGUGCUGGUGGCACUGGUCUCUCUCAACUAAUAAUUUUGAGCCUCAAGAAGAUCCUCUCUAAAGUCUGAAGAGUACAGAUAUAGUUUUUAUCUUGGCAGUCUCACUGUCUACAAGAUAUCAAAAUGGAUUACGUCGUUGAAUAUUGCUGCUUAUAAUUUAAUAUUGUGUUAGCUGUCUAACAAAAGAGGGCUCAAAUCUCAUUGCUCCUUUCUAUUAAUAAGAAACAUCUUACCUAGGAAACAAUGCUCUUUUUAUUUGUCAAAAAGAAAGUUUUAUAUAGUUCUGUUUCAUGACACAGUUGUUUUGAAGAACUUGAUGAAUUAAAUGUGCUCUAUUUAGAAAAACUUGUUAUUUCUAGAGUAAAUUUAAUCCAACAAUACUUUUAAUGUGCUGGCAGCUUUAACUGGAUUUUGUUGUUCAUGUAUUGCAGUGUAUCUGCAUUUGCUUGUAACCAUCUUCCGCUAAGUUUAUAGACACAGACUAAACCCUGUAACAUAAUGCUUCUCUGGCAUGUAUUUCUGACAGGUCAUUUAUAAAAUAUAAUCUCAUCAAACCAUAGUAAAAUUCAAUAUAUAUGACUUAAUUUUUUUUUUUUUUACAGAAGGCCAUAUUUUAUUUUUCCCUUUAUCUUUUUUUAAUGUUUUAGGUCAGAUAAGAACACCCUUCUAUUUCCAGAGGCAUACCAGGCUUGUUCACACUAGCAGCACUAUAUGCUGACAUACAGGCUGAUUAUUAAUGAGGUUGUGCAGUCUUACUUCCUCCCCCCAAAAUUUGAUCUUUGCACUUCUGCUAGUGCUCAUUGCCUGGCAAGAACCGCAGGUAUUGUUCGAAAGAACUGGAAUGGCCACCAGGUGUCAGUGCUCCUCCAGGAGCUCCUCCGCUUUGGAACGCCUUUGCGCUGUGUAGGAAAUCACUGAAGUUUUCACGAACAAAAUGUUUAUGAUCUCUGCGUAAGAUGGAUGGGAGCGUCGUCAUCAAAUGAGUGGUCUCUCAAAAGCUCUUGAAACAACUGCUUUGGUUUACUGCAGGCUAGUUCUCUAAUAUCUGUCAUUUAGGCUUGUAUGUAGUUUCUGCGCUGGAUAGACAAGAGUGUCCAACAGAGGGCAAAAUCGAAAUAGGAUUUCACGUUAAAAUGUGUAUCACUGAAUAGCAGUUAAACUUGUUGCCGACAAGAAUGAACAUGGAUAAAACUAUUAUUAAGAAAACUUCGGGUCCCUAGUUAAAUUCAUGUUUGUUAGCUAAAGUAUUUGACAACCUAUUUAUUCUCGCUGCUCUGAUGUAUUCUUCUUUGUGCUAUAAUGAUUCUUGCGCAGGUGGCAGCAAAAGACUUACCCAUGCCUAAGUUCCUCAUACUGGCCUGAGAUUUAGAAGCAUAUAUGCUGUAUAUGGCUCCUUGCACCUUUCAUGUGAUGCUUGUAAAUUUUCUGUUUAGCCUGGCUUAUUUUCUUUGCUUUGGCCUUCUGGACGUUAUUUAGAUUGGUUACAAUCAAUCUUUUGGUUUUCAUUUAGUAUUUGCUCUCAUAUGGUUCAUCAGAUAUAUUUCAUAUCAUAUCUUCCUAUGUGGGACCAGCAAAAUAAACAUUGACUCUGUGACAACUUUC
This is a messenger RNA of Struthio camelus australis, 4335 nucleotides long. The record is from RefSeq and is a predicted model, not a curated record. Lineage: Eukaryota; Metazoa; Chordata; Aves; Struthioniformes; Struthionidae.